AUGAAAAUAAAAAUGACGUUUCCGGACAGUUUUGCUUUGUUAUCGUCCCGAAUAAUUUCUACAUUUUUAACGAGGAGAAAUUUUUUGUGUUCAAGUGCAGGCAGAUUUCACAUGGAUAUUAAAGAUGAAGCCAGAUCAACCAUGGAAGUUGUUAAUGUUCCCCCAAUCAUUUCCAUUUACCGGCAAGCGUUGCACACUUUUGAUAAUAAAUUUAAAAAGGACCUCUCUACCAACUUGGGAAAAUUAAAGGGUAUGAUGGAUCGAUUAAAAGCUGAAAACUUUAGCUUCGAUCAUACGCUAGAUGAUCCAGCGACUUGGAAAAAACCGAAUAAAGCGCCGUGUACGUACAUCGAAGUGUUUCAAAACAGCUUAGUAAACAUGAGUAUAUUUGUGUUAAAACCUGGAUUUAGAAUGCCGUUACACGAUCACCCUCACAUGUACGGGUUGUUAAAAGUAAUAUCGGGAGCGGUACGCAUACGAAGCUUCACUGAAUAUCCCGUAACAGAAUCGAUAAACGCCUUUGAUUUCGCUAUCCGCGUAAAACACGAAGCAGCACGUUUAACUCAGGGCAUUCACAAACGAAGAAGAUUCUUUGCUAAAAUAUCACAAGAUAACAUAUGUCAAGAAGACUCUCAAACCUGUGUCCUGACUCCAACUAUUUCUAACUAUCAUGAAAUUGAGGCUUUAAAUAUGCCAGCAGCUUUCUUUGAUAUAUUGUCACCACCCUACGACACAUUAAUAGAAGAAGUAGGUCCAAGGAGAUGUAGAUAUUAUUAUGUAGCCAAUGAAAUAAGCACCAAUGUGGUUGAACUACAAGAAACGAGUGUUCCGGAAUGUUUUUAUUGUGAUCAAGCUCCCUACCUAGGUCCAGUGCUCGUAUAA
This is a messenger RNA of Danaus chrysippus (African queen), 882 nucleotides long. Lineage: Eukaryota; Metazoa; Arthropoda; Insecta; Lepidoptera; Nymphalidae. The record is from the annotation of a GenBank genome assembly.